Molecule: messenger RNA, 632 nt
Organism: Helianthus annuus (common sunflower)
Lineage: Eukaryota; Viridiplantae; Streptophyta; Magnoliopsida; Asterales; Asteraceae
Product: BAG family molecular chaperone regulator 2
Exons: 2
Coding region: 25-516 (163 amino acids)
Molecular function (GO): protein binding
Source: RefSeq, a predicted model, not a curated record
CCACCCAAGGACUACAAACUAAAGAUGAUGAAAUUGAAGUCAAAGAGACUCCACAGGACUCUUUCCAAGUUUCUUGGUGGUGGCGAUGACAGUAGCAACAAUGAUAACAAAGAGCGUGGUGGCACCAUCGUUAGAGAAAUCAACUGGGAAUUGAGGCCUGGUGGGAUGCUUGUCCAAAAGAGAGAGAUGGAGGGCCAAAACAUUGAAAAAGAAGGAUUUAUAUUGGUUAGAGUUGCGGCAGGUUCACGAUGGCAUGACAUAUCCAUUCAAUCAACGUCAACAUUUGGAGAAAUGAAGAUUAUAUUAUCAAUGGUGACCGGCAUGGAGCCAAAGGAGCAAAGGGUAUUGUUCAAAGGGAAGGAGAGAGAGGAUGUGGAACACCUACACAUGGUUGGAGUUGGAGACAAAGACAAGGUUCUAAUGUUGGAAGAUCCAUCCAUCAAGGAUAGGAAACUUCAUGGAUUAUUAGCUACCACAAAUGACAGUGGAGCUUCUAAUCAUGCAAUUAGUGUGUAAUACCACUAAUUAAUAAAAAAAAAACAAAACCCUAGUUAAGGGUGAUACUAAUGUCAUGUUGAUGAUUGAUCGAAGUUGUUUUUUGGUAUUCAUUUGGUCAAUCUAAAUCAAUACAA